AUGGAAUUUGACUUUUUCUCUUUCGUAGCUCCAUCUAGAAUACAAUCGCUGACCCGCCCAUUUGGCAGAAUCAAACGGCAUCGCUUUCAUACUUUCCUGGAACUGUUGCGUCGCGUCAGUCAUAUUCAGUUAAGUGAUGUUCCUGUAGGCCGAGCGACGAAGAAAUCAAGCUCUUUCAAUCCUUUAGCUUUCCCUUUAGGGCGCAUUAUUUAUAACUUCACCACGACUCUAGAUGAUCAACAAUCCUUAUUAGAAGAAUAUGAGUAUUUCCGAAGAAUUUUUGUCUUCAUCGGCGUAGUUGACGGGUCUGAAGAACAGGACUUUUCACAUUUACAGUCGUCCUUAGAUGCUUGGCAGCGUCGUGUUCCUCAUGCUUCGGUAGCAAAGUGCCUUAUUUUUGACUGUCCUCCAGAAUCAGAAGCAAUACUUCAAGAUCCCCGAUUUUUGCUUGGUCCACGAAGCAAUUCGUCGGUAAACUCAAUCACGAGAUCGAUUCUUUGUGACAUUACAGCUGAAUUAUUAGAAGAAUUUAGUUCGUUGGAGUUUUCCCUUCACGCUAGGUCAGUAAUCUUAUCCCCUAUAACAGAAAUGCCACAUUUAGCUCCCUUACAGCGAACAAAUUCUUUCUCCUCUAUGCAUAGUCCUCGUUCCUCAACCACUACUCCAAUAAGCAGAACGACUUCCAUACCUUCUGUUCGCUCUGUCUCUUCUGUAACGGAACGUUCCAAAAGCCUUUCCAAAGGUCGAAUCGAGAAUCAGUUAGGGCAACUGUAUCUUUUGGCUGGGAGACUUCCUAAUGCCUUAAAACACUUUGCUAAUGCAAUUGCAAUCACAAAAUCUACAAGUGAUUAUCUUUGGCAAGGAUUAUCUCUAGAAUUGUUUACCGUGUGCUUGAUGUUAAUGGCUCAAUUACAUAUCGAUGUUCAAAUUCCUCAUAAUAUUAUUAGCAUGUUUCCGUCCUACGUCGAUCGUUUCAAUGAACAUGGGCCUUUGAAGCUAGACUUUUUGUUUAGCUUCAUAACCGAAACACGAAAUGCUAUUGACCAACUUUAUCACAAGUCCACCUUGCAACCUAAUGAUUCAAUUCCCGGACUUUGUUUUUCUGAAAGCAUCCUUCGAUUCUCCCAUCUUUUGACUAUAGUUUACAUAUGCAACGGUCUUACCGAUGUUGCUUUAAAUCAUAUAAUUUCUCAGUCUCCUUUACGCUCUUCGAAGUCUUAUUCUUCUUACAUUCCUAGUAAAGCAACUAUUUAUCUAUGGAUAAUUCGAGCGCGUGGACAGCAUUUAAACUCCCUUUCCAUCCGCGAAAACUGCCGUAUCUAUGGUGCUAUGGCAAAUAUGCUUGGUACAAUAGGCUUUCACCGCCAACGAUCUAAAAUGUUACGUGAAAUGCUGUACAACUUAACUCCGGCCAUUAUUGAAUCGAGAAAACAAAUUGCUUCAAAGAGUAGCACCCAUCCUGAGAAUGUUACCAUGCAUACUGCUUCUUCUCUAGAUAAUAUUCAAACUGGUAUCGAUAUCCUUCCUUUGAUUUUAGAGAUCUGCGAAGAAUUUAAUCUGUUACGGCUAGACGGUACAGUUUUGAACCCUGAAACAACCAAGUGGGGCUGGACAUCUCUCCAGUUUGAUGUUUUAAAUGAACUUAUUUCUUUCUGUGAAGCAUUGUCGGAUUACCAGACAAUACUCAAAUUAAUUUCUUUGUUUUUUAUGAUUUCACCAUCUUAUUCUACUUCUGCUCAGCAGAUUUUUUUAUACAAAACUUUCAGAAAGACUUGUUUAUUUGCUAGCAAUUUAGGCAUAUCGCUUCAAACCCCCUAUUGGGAUCCAUUUAUGAUUUCGGACAUGCAGUAUAGCGGGCAUCCGGAUUUCGAAGAGCCGAAGCUUAUUCAUUUGAAAGCGCCAAAAACGAAUUCCUCUCAGGGUAGAAGCCCUUUUAUUUAUAAUCCUUUUUUAAAAAAGAGUACCGACAUGCAAAAGACUAACAUCCUAGUAGCAGACGAGCUUGUAUUUUUUAACGUCUAUUUACGAAAUCCUUUUCACUUUUCUGUGGAUAUUCAAGAAAUUAACCUCAAUGCUGAAGGGGUUGAAGUUAAACAUUCGACGUGUGUGACUACCUUGCGACCAUUAACUACGGAAAUGAUCAGCUUAUCAAUAAUUCCUUUGAACGCAGGCACGCUAAACAUACGUGGGUGUAAUGUUAAAGUACUUGGGUGUGAAUCGUCGGUACAAUACUUUUAUAAUAAAGAGAAAGAAAAAGAUGCUUUGCAUAUUUCAUUGGAAAAAAUGAAACGCAACUUUGAUGAAAUGCGUCCCACUGAUGUAGCAAAACAUGAAUGGAACAGUAUACCCGAACUUUCUAUAGAUUUAAAAUCUUUGAAUUUUCAAGUCAUUGAGAAACAGCCGAAAUUGAUAGUUUCCUCAAAAAAAUUCUCGAUAAACAAUCUUAAUUUUGCCGAGUAUGAAACUGGCGAGCUGAUGUUUACCGUUGAGAACGUCUCUAAUACAAAGGCCACACAUGUUCGUAUAUCCUUCGAGGACAGCGCAUCUAAAGUGUACGAACAACUUAAGUCAGACAAAAAUAUUACGGCUGAUAUGUUGUUUGAGCUUCAGCACGAGGAGUACCAAAUGCCAACCUUCAGGGUUAAGAAUGAGCAACCCUUUGCUCUUGAGCCAGGUGAAAAAAGAAAAAUUCAUGUUAACGUUAUUGCAAAACCGAUAUCAGGGGAGGGUACCAUUAUCUUUGAGAGUAGUUGCCGAAACGAUGAUGAAUCGAUUUUUUAUGCCAGACACUUAAAGUUACCUGUUGCUUUGAAUCUGAGUAAAAGGAUAACUCUCAGUGAUUGGUCUGUGCUUCCGGACAUGCAGAAGGAUCCUAAUUAUUGUAUGCUCUUGCUGAACUUUUAUAACCAUCAUUCUGAGUCUCUGAAAGUCCUUUUAAAGAAAAAGGAAACAGAUGUAAUAGAAAGCAGAUUUGUGAAGCCUAAGGCUGACCACGUAUUCUUUCUACGACUAGCACGCUUCCGUAUCUCAGAGGAAGAGUUAAGUAACGACAUUCCUAAUCUUUCCUUUAAGCAGUUUGUUCUUUCAAGCGGAAUGAAAAAAAGUCUCGAAAACAUCACAGCCUUGAAGAGAAGAUUUUGGGUAAAACAGUGUCUUUUGGAAGAAAUACAGGCUUCCUGGGAAAGCGAUGAUCUAAAUCGACAUGGUCAAGUCUAUAUGAAGUAUCAUUCAUUAACAGAUGACAUGACCCGAUUACUAUUGCUGCCUUCCAUUCAAAUAUUACCGUCUUUAAAACAGAAUGGACAAACGACUUCUCAUGUUUUACCACGUAAGCCGUUUACGCUAGUAUUAUCGUUUGUCAGCCGUGAAGAAAACUUACGUUAUAAAUUAUCCUGGGUGUUACUGAGUCGUAGUUCAUUCACUACAAUAGAUAGACAAAAGGGAUUAAUUUUGGAUGGCCCUAACGAGGCAACAUUAUCAGAUUCAGAAAAGACAGGUACUUCCCUUGUUGCCGAAAGAAACUUUUUGGCGCUUACCCCUGGGAUUUACCAAAUUUAUAUAUCUGCAAAGUCAGAGAGCGAUGAUUCCCCUUUUUCUGAUUGCGACGUCAAUGAACCACUCGUGCUUCAUGCCGAAACCAGCUAA
Schizosaccharomyces osmophilus is the source of this 3645-nucleotide messenger RNA. It is a transcript of the gene trs120, whose product is annotated as TRAPP II complex subunit Trs120. NCBI's taxonomy places the organism in Eukaryota, Fungi, Ascomycota, Schizosaccharomycetes, Schizosaccharomycetales, Schizosaccharomycetaceae. The record is from RefSeq and is a predicted model, not a curated record. The coding region runs from base 1 to 3645 and encodes 1214 amino acids. Gene Ontology annotation, molecular function: protein binding. The transcript has 3 exons. Gene Ontology annotation, cellular component: trans-Golgi network.